Molecule: messenger RNA, 1791 nt
Organism: Symsagittifera roscoffensis
Lineage: Eukaryota; Metazoa; Xenacoelomorpha; Acoela; Convolutidae
Product: flavin-containing monooxygenase 5-like
Exons: 4
Coding region: 256-1791 (511 amino acids)
Molecular function (GO): N,N-dimethylaniline monooxygenase activity; NADP binding; flavin adenine dinucleotide binding
Source: RefSeq, a predicted model, not a curated record
AGGGAUGGAUUUUCCUCUAAAAAUGAUUAUGAUAAAAUAUACACUCAAACAUUUCGUCCCCGCUUUCGAAAACCAUCUUUUGAGUUUCAAUCUUUAUCGCAAUGUAAAAUACUUUCACAUAUAUUCUCAAUUCUCUAUAGCAUCUUGGUUUGAUCAACCUCGUUUCAUUUUGAUCAAACUUGCAUAAGUUCAAAAGUUACUUCAAACUUAUCUCCGAAUAACCAUUGAAUGAUUUCAGAAAACUCUCUUUCUUGAAUGUCAUCUGUUUGCGUUAUUGGAGCGGGAACCGCUGGCUUAGUUGCAGUUAAGACUUGCCUCGAAAAUGGUCUUCAGCCUACUUGUUUUGAAACAAGCGAUGAGAUUGGAGGUCUGUGGUUCUAUUCGGACCAACUGCGCUACAAACAAGGUUCAGCUUCUUAUAAAAACCUGACCGCUAACACUCCUGCUAAUUUUAUGGCAUUCAGUGAUUACCCUUUUCCAGAAAACAGUCCAAUCUUUCCAUCACAUGAACAUGUUUGGGAUUACUUGGAUAGCUAUGCUGAGCACUUUUCGUUAAAACAGUUCAUAAAUUUCAACGUCGAAGUUACCAAAGUACAUUACGAUUAUGCAAAUAAAAACUGGAUUGUAGAAACCCAAUAUGUUGCCAAAACAGACCAUGGUGACUAUGAAAGAAGUCCUCGCGAUGAUAUUGCAUUCGACUAUGUUAUGGUGUCCACGGGAAUUAUGAGACGGCCAUUUAUUCCUCAAUGGAGGGGCAUGGAGUCCUUUAAGGGAGAGAUUGUUCACUCAAACUUGUUCCGAGAUGGAUGUGAUUACAGAGACCAGAGAGUGCUAGUUAUCGGAGCUGGAAACUCGGCUGGAGACAUAGUGUCUGAAGUGAGCAGGUGUUGUUCUCAGGUGGUACACCUCAGCAGCAGAAAAGGUCUGUGGGUAGUCCCAAGAUAUUGGCACCCGGGCAAAUGCACCUACGUUGACAUUACCAUGAACAGAUUUGGUUACUAUUUGAACAAAUUCCUUCCUAAAAGUCUCCUAGAAUUUUUUGGAAGGAAAAUUGCAAACUCACUAUUGAAUCAAAACGGUUUUGGGUUUAAUCCGAAGUAUUCGUUUGUGGAAAGUAAUGACAUCAUGGUUAAUGAUGACUUGCCACUAUUGGUUGGAAACGGUCGAGUAAAAUUCAUCAGCGAAGGAAUUGCGUUCUUCGAAGGAAACGAUGUCCAUUUCGCAGACGGAAAAGUUUUGAAGGACGUCGAUACUGUCAUUUGCGCAACUGGUUACAAUUGCGAUUUCAGUUUAAUGGACGAAACUGUUUUCGGUGGGCCGACUUUCAGAGAGACAAAGCUGUAUCAGAAUGUUUGGCCAAUAAAAAGUGAGCAGUAUGGAGAUAGUUUGGCUGUUAUUGGUGCAAUUUCUGCAGAUGGCUCAAUACAAACAAUCCAAGAACUACAAUCCAGAUGGGCGGUAUCAGUUUUUCUAAAACAAGCCAGACUACCUAGUGUCACUCAGAUGGAAAAAUGGUUUGUGAACAACAGGAGACAAAAAACUAAUCAAAGCGACAGUGCACUAAUGCGACAUCCUUCAAUCCUCUAUCAGGACUUUUUAGCCCAACAGGUUGGGUGUUAUCCUUCAGCGUGGAAAAUUUUAUUGCAAUAUCGCAGUUUAAGUUUGGUGUUUAAAUUAACCUUUGGAGCCCAUAUGCCCUUUGGGUUUCGAUUGGUCGGACCUCAUUCGUGGCCCGGUGCCUUAGAACGGUAUCAGAAGCAUCACAAAGCUGUUUCAUUUAUGAACUAUUGA